This is a messenger RNA of Pistacia vera, 1015 nucleotides long. RefSeq names its product myosin-17-like. Gene Ontology annotation, biological process: actin filament organization; vesicle transport along actin filament. Lineage: Eukaryota; Viridiplantae; Streptophyta; Magnoliopsida; Sapindales; Anacardiaceae. The record is from RefSeq and is a predicted model, not a curated record. The transcript is spliced from 6 exons. Gene Ontology annotation, molecular function: actin filament binding; microfilament motor activity; ATP binding. The annotation marks the transcript as partial. Gene Ontology annotation, cellular component: actin cytoskeleton; vesicle; cytoplasm.
CAGUCCUCUCUCUUCUUUGGACCCCAGCUGACCAGUAAGAACUUAGAGAGAGAAAGCUUGUACGUUAUUUUUGUAUAUAUAAACUUCACAUCUCAUUUUUUAGAGAGAGAAGAUCAAAACCAGAAACUGAAAAGCUUUUUCCAAAUUGCAAAUCCUCAAACUCAUUAACUCUUUGUUUUCUUCUCAGUAUCGUUUUCUUGUCAGCUUAAGUACUUUAUCCCGCUUUUUCUUCUCAUUAUUUUGGUCUGGAAAUUGCCGUUGGAACUCCUAAAGCUACCGGUCUUGGUCUCGCCGAUCUGACUCACUGAGUUCGUCUUUUCGGAACUCCGUCAUUUCGUCGAUGAGUUAGAGAAGAAGAUCGAUACAACGCAAUCGUCAUGGCUGCACCAGUUAACAUUAUUGUGGGCUCUCAUGUAUGGGUUGAAGAUCCGGUGGAGGCAUGGAUUGAUGGAGAGGUUUUUAAAAUCAAUGGUGAAGAAGUUCAUGUUCAAGCAACAAAUGGAAAAACAGUUGUCGCAGAUAUCUCAAAAGUAUUUCCAAAAGAUACUGAAGCAUCACCUGGAGGUGUAGAUGACAUGACAAAGCUAUCGUAUUUGCAUGAACCAGGGGUUCUGCAUAACUUGGCUACGAGAUAUGAACUUAACGAGAUCUAUACUUACACUGGCAAUAUCCUGAUUGCCAUAAACCCAUUUCAAAGAUUGCCACAUUUGUAUGAUACUCACAUGAUGGAACAAUAUAAAGGAGCCCAAUUCGGAGAGCUUAGUCCUCAUGUUUUUGCUGUAGCCGAUGUUGCAUAUAGGGCAAUGAUUAAUGAGGGAAGGAGCAACUCGAUUUUGGUUAGUGGAGAAAGUGGUGCCGGUAAGACCGAGACAACAAAGAUGCUCAUGAGAUAUCUUGCUUACCUGGGUGGCCGAUCUGGAGUAGAGGGACGAACAGUUGAACAACAAGUUCUGGAAUCAAAUCCAGUUCUUGAAGCUUUUGGCAAUGCCAAAACUGUUAGGAACAACAACUCAAG